GCGCUCCAUAGUUCUCUUCCGGUGCGGCUUUCCCUUCGUGUGGAAGGCCGUUCCCAAAGAAGCGGCAGGAUAGUCAGCUCCUCGAUUUCUCCGGCCACGGGCACACGGCCUCGAGAGAGGACUCCCCAGACCCAAUGGCCGGGAUUCUGCGCUCAGUCAGUCAGAGACCCCUGGGCAGUCUACAGCCUGUGACAAAAGGUGUGGAGUCUCUCAUUUGCACGGAGUGGAUUCGCCACAAAUUUACCAGAUCAAGAAUUCCAGAUAAAGUCCUUGAGUUUUCUCCACCAGAUCAUGAAAAAUAUGGUGGAGAUCCACAAAACCCUCAUAAACUGCAUAUUGUUACCAGGAUAAAAAGUACAAAAAGACGGCCAUAUUGGGAAAAAGAUGUAAUAAAGAUGCUUGGAUUAGGAAAAGCACAUACUCCUCAAGUUCAUAAGAAUAUCCCUUCAGUGAAUGCAAAACUGAAAGUGGUGAAACAUUUGAUAAGGAUCCAGCCACUGAAGUUGCCACAAGGACUCCCGACAGAGGAGGACAUGUCUGACACGUGCCUCAAGAGCACUGGGGAAUUAGUGGUGCGGUGGAAUCUAAAACCUGUGGAGCAGGAAGGAAUUAAGUCCUAAUGCCAGAGCAGCCUCAGAUUUUAGAAAUGUAAAUCAUUUUUAUUUAAAGAUGAUGAAAAGGUGUUUUCAUUAAAAUAUAUUUUAAAUAACCA
Molecule: messenger RNA, 712 nt
Organism: Echinops telfairi (small Madagascar hedgehog)
Lineage: Eukaryota; Metazoa; Chordata; Mammalia; Afrosoricida; Tenrecidae
Gene: MRPL30
Product: mitochondrial ribosomal protein L30
Exons: 7
Coding region: 135-620 (161 amino acids)
Biological process (GO): translation
Cellular component (GO): mitochondrion; large ribosomal subunit
Molecular function (GO): structural constituent of ribosome
Source: RefSeq, a predicted model, not a curated record